GAACAAAUCGAUUUCCGAAUACCUAGCUCAAAUCUAAACUUUAAUAUUUUAUGAUGUUAGACAGGAUUCAAUCGACGAUACCGUUUUCCAUCCAUUCUUUACGCAUAGAGACUUUAUGGAAUCUUAUGCAAUGUUAUCUGGUUUACAUGUAUAUUGAUAAGAACUGUAAAAUUUAAAAGCAAAGUUUGAGGAUUUGAGCUGGUGUGUUUCUUUCUCUUUCUUGAUUUACUACAUAUUCGGCGUCCAGUGGUGCUUGCAAAGGCCUUAUACAUUAGACGACAGAAAGAAGAACAUGAGCUGGAAUCUACUAAAAACAACAACGAUGGGAGUCAGUAACAGAACUCUUAUUGCUCUGUUGGCAGUUUGGUCCCUGUCAAGUUUUCCAUUGGUGCUAUCACAAAACAUGGAGACCAGGAAAAGUAUCGCAGACGUUGGGGCUGUUGUAGAGGGCGCAGGUUCAAAGAGGUUACGACUAUUUCAAUACGAUCCUGUUAAAGUAGGACAUAUCAGAUAUAUAGAAGUUUCUCCAGGACGAUUUAUCCAGCUGAAAACCAUCGCCGUCAAACCACCAGCAUUUGAAAUUCCGAACUUCCUGUCCCCGGAGGAAUGUGAACGAAUAAAAGAGUUGGCACUGAAUGCCGGUCUAGCCACCAGUACUACCGUCUACAGGGAUCUAGGUAGGGUCGGCAUCGACAAAGCCAAGGUCAGCUACAACGCCGCAGUAUGGAUACAGAAGCUGGCCAAGUGCGACAGCAACUCUGACAAGACACUAGACUCCGUUGAAGUACUGCGCUGUAUUCCAGGCUUGGAGGAAGGGGAGGUUGUUCCCCCGAGUAUGCUGCAGAAUAUGUACCUCAAGGUAAAAUUAGACCUGGACAGUGAUGGGCUCAUCGACGCGAAGGAGCUCUGGCUGAUGAAUCUUGAGAACAAGACGGUUGAGAUCAAAGAUUGGCUUACCCUAUGGAGGAAAGGGGAGGUAUCUGAGGUACAGGGAAGGGGACGGAAUCGCAUCAGCCAGCAUACUUGGCUUGACUGGGCCACCACUACUGACCCUCUCGUUACACAACUCAUAGACAGGGUUACAGCGCUCACAAAACUUGAUCGUAAUAUCAUUUUAUCGAGUGAUGAAUUUCAGGUAGUUCAUUAUCAUCCAGGAGGAUAUUACCACGCACAUUACGAUAGUAAUAAGAUAGAUGAGAAUAAAGAAUGUGCCCACAUCUCUGAGGGUAAAAAUCAAGAAAGAAUGUGCAGAUUCAUGACAAUCCUGUAUUAUCUACAAGACACUGAAGGCGGCGGUGAAACAGCGUUCCCUUUGGCUGAGUUUGAGAACAUAUCUAAAGAAUAUUUAACCCAAGAGAACUUGGGCUAUGACUACGUUGACUUGAACACCAACUGUUAUAAGAAUCUCCACGUUAAACCUGAAUACGGGAAAGCGAUCAUGUGGUAUAACCAUCAUAUCGAUGAAGAAACAGGUUGGCUAUCGUCUCAAAAUAAAUACUCUGUACACGGUGGAUGUGCUGUUACAAAGGGAACGAAAUGGAUUGCAAAUAAUUGGAUUACUGUCGAUAAUGUGUAUGAAAGGCAAAUGGAAUUCCAGGCACGUGUAUUGAAACCAAAGGAAGAUGGAUCCCUGAAAUCAGAAAACGACCGCGCCUCCCAUGAGGCAAACGAAAAUGUUGUCGCUCCUGUAACACGAAGCCCGCCCUCAAGCAAAAAGGUCAAAAGCGGCGAAACUCUUCCUGAUGGACACAUUGAAUUGUAAUGCAUUUAUUUGUAUCAUGUUGCGUUACGUUUUACUUUAUCAUGAAGCAUUGGUGUGACCCACGUUAGGUUCUGGUUUGCCAUCUUUACAGUAGUCUCCAUGGGGGGUGAACUGUUUUGACAGUCGGGGGGCUGACCUUGCAAAAAUUCAGUCAGAUGGUAAUUUUUAAGUUUUUUUACACGGUUUUGGGAAAAAAUGGGGAGCU
Molecule: messenger RNA, 1967 nt
Organism: Lytechinus variegatus (green sea urchin)
Lineage: Eukaryota; Metazoa; Echinodermata; Echinoidea; Temnopleuroida; Toxopneustidae
Product: transmembrane prolyl 4-hydroxylase-like
Exons: 9
Coding region: 293-1762 (489 amino acids)
Biological process (GO): peptidyl-proline hydroxylation to 4-hydroxy-L-proline
Cellular component (GO): endoplasmic reticulum
Molecular function (GO): procollagen-proline 4-dioxygenase activity; iron ion binding; L-ascorbic acid binding
Source: RefSeq, a predicted model, not a curated record